GCAGCCUCCUCUCCUCCCCUCUCUCAAAACCUCUCUCCUCCUUUGGAGUUGUCUCUGUAGCAUCCCACAAAAAGCCAACUCCAAGACCCUUUCUUCCUCCUUCCUUCCCUCUCACAUCUCUCUUCUUGAUUCCUCAUUGCAAGCUCAUGCUAGUAUAUUAUAGUACUCCCAUUCUCUCCCAUUUGUUCUUUCGCCGAUCUCUUCUUGUUGUCCUUGUUCUUCUUCUUCCUCCUCGUCGCCAGCUAUAUAGACGGAGUGCAAGCUAGCCAUUCCGUUUCCAUCGUCUAAGAGAUCGUGCUCAGACGAGAACAGGAAAGGAAAGAGGGAUUUUUUUUUGUUUGCCCUUCUUGUUUCCUUGUAAGCUGCCAAGAGUACCUACCUGGGACUCUUGGAGAGGUGGCCAUGUUGGGUUCUUGCGCCCCGACGGCCGGGCCGCCGCUGCCGGACGAGGCGACUACGCCGGAGCCGUUCCGGUCGCUGCAGAUCGCCACGGCCGCCGGUUCGACGAAGAAGAAGCGACGGCCGGCCGGCACGCCAGACCCGGACGCGGAGGUGGUGUCGCUUUCGCCGAGGACGCUGCUGGAGUCGGACCGGUACGUGUGCGAGAUCUGCAACCAGGGGUUCCAGCGCGACCAGAACCUGCAGAUGCACCGGCGGCGGCACAAGGUGCCGUGGAAGCUGCUGAAGCGGGAGGCCGGCGAGUCGGCGCGGAAGCGGGUGUUCGUCUGCCCGGAGCCGACGUGCCUGCACCACGACCCCUCCCACGCGCUCGGCGACCUCGUCGGCAUCAAGAAGCACUUCCGCCGCAAGCACAGCGGCCACCGGCAGUGGGCGUGCGCCCGCUGCUCCAAGGCCUACGCCGUCCACUCCGACUACAAGGCCCACCUCAAGACCUGCGGCACCCGCGGCCACUCCUGCGACUGCGGCCGCGUCUUCUCCCGGGUGGAGAGCUUCAUCGAGCACCAGGACACGUGCAAUGCCAGCCGCGGGCAGGCGGCGGCGGCGGAGGCGGGGAACGUGUCGACGGCGUGCGGCGUAGCGGUGUUGGAGCGGGAGAAGGAGGACCAGCAGGCUGCGGCGGCGGCGGUGUCGCUGUCGCGGACCGCGUCUAGCACCAGCCCAUCCAGCGACGUUGUUGUCAGCCCCGUCGCCUGGCCCGGGGCCCCGGCGAUGCCGAGUCCCAAAGCUGGCGCGUUCCGCGGCCGGUUCGACAAGGCGCCGUCGCCGCCGUCGUACGAUCAUUACCGUGGCGGCGCCGCGCACAGCCUUGAGUUACAGCUCAUGCCUCCGUUCAAUGCAGCCGGCGCCGCUCCGGGGAUGGGGGCGUGCUACUACGCGGCGGCGGCGGCUCACCAGUCGACGGUUGUUUCUCAGGGUAACGACGCCUCCACGCAUCUGGAGCUCUCCAUCGGCGUCUGCAGCGGCGAUGACCUCAUGGGCGCAGCUGGGCAGAGCGGGGAGGCGUCGGCCGCGGUCACCGCGAAGGAGGCGGCGCGGGAGCAGCUGCGGCAGGCGAUGGCGGAGAAGGUCGCGGCCGACGAGGCCCGCGCGCAGGCGAGGCGGCAGGUGGAGCUCGCCGAGCAGGAGCUGGCGACGGCCAGGCGCAUGCGGCACCAGGCGCAGAUGGAGCUGAGCCGCGCCCACGCGCUCCGCGACCACGCCGUGCGGCAGGUGAACGCCACGCUGCUGUCGAUCACCUGCUUCAGCUGCCGCCACAAGUUCCGCGCGGGUGGCGCGGGGCCGCCACCGGCCGCCAUGAGCUCCGAGGUGGCCUGUAGCUACGUGUCCUCCGUCGUCACCGAGGGCGGCGACGCCGACGAGUCCCUCGACGUCGACGCCACGCGGAGGCGCCUACAGCACACUAACAUGGACAUGAUAUAGCUACCUCCUCGUCGGACGAAAGAAAAACACAUCCAGCUAGCUCGCCCGCCAUGCAUCAUCUUCGUCUACCUCUGAAUCGCUUCUUGUCUCACCCAUCAAGAUGACGCAUGGCGAGAGAUAUACGCUGCUGCAUGCUGCUAGGUUAGCUAGUGCAAUUUUUUCUUGUGUCUUUCUUCCCGAGCUGCAUGCAGACCGGAAAGCUAAGCAGGGCUUGCUAAUCGUGACGUGCAUGGAAUCUUUUUGUUGUUUGCUUCCUAUUGGACUUUCCCGAGACAGCAUUACUGAGAGCAGUCGAGAGUUGAUGCCGUUGUAAAGUGUCAGGUACCAAGAAACCGGUGACAUAAUUCACGACAACUUGUUCAAUGCCUGUUUAAUUCCUUUUGAAUUUGGAGAAACAAAACUUUUGAGUAUUUGUGCUGCAUUUGAUCGAGCCAGCUGGAGGAAAAAGGGAAAAGGGAAGCAUGAGACGAGUUGGAACUUGGAAGUUGAUGGAAGAAUCAUAUAUCUGAGCAGACGGCGAGCAGCUGGGCGCUUAAACGAUUGAGAGAGAGCUUAUCGUUUAAUUGUUUGAAAACAUGCUUACGAAAGGGUUUAG
This is a messenger RNA of Oryza brachyantha (malo sina), 2476 nucleotides long. Its product is annotated as protein indeterminate-domain 16-like. The record is from RefSeq and is a predicted model, not a curated record. Gene Ontology annotation, molecular function: DNA-binding transcription factor activity. Gene Ontology annotation, cellular component: nucleus. The transcript is spliced from 3 exons. Bases 403 to 1881 code for a protein of 492 amino acids. Lineage: Eukaryota; Viridiplantae; Streptophyta; Magnoliopsida; Poales; Poaceae.